AAGGGAAAGGAAAGGAAAGGAAAGGAAAGGAAAGGAAAGGAAGGGAAGGGAAGGGAAGGGAAAGGAAAAGUACUAGAAUGUCUAGGAGGGAUGUCUUCGUAGACACUGCAGCAAGAGAAUAACCUGUAAGAAUGUGUAUCAUAUUCUUAUAUAGUGAGCACUGGGUUACCUAAGCAAGUCUCACCAGCUAUGUAUCUUAUGGAGACAAUCCCUGCAGUGUCUCUCAAAAGGACAUGACAACCUCAAUAUGAAUUAAUUGAAAAAAAUUAGAGUAUAACACCUUUUUAGAUUCCAGUGUUUAUCUGCUCCAUGAUAUGGACAGAUUUAUAUUAUCAAUUAAGCUGCAGAAGAAGGCUUACUAAAAUGUUAAGCUAUCACAGUGGAGGUGUAAAGUCCGUAAACACAGCAGACACUGUAUCUCGCAGACUUAGAGAUCAAAAUAGUUACAUAUUUAUCUAUUCAGUACAGUUCAUACCAACAUUUUUAACACUAAGAAACACAUCAUCGCAACAAUGAAAAUGUACAUUUACACAAAAGCUAGAAGUCAAAACAGAAAGAUAAAACAAUGAAGCCAUGAUAGGACAGCAACUCAAAAGUUUAAGGUGAUGCUGUAUCACACAGAAAACUUAACUCUAAAUACAUUUUCUGCUUUUACAAGCGAUGUACUUUUGUCUGUGCAUUUAACAUGACGUACAUCCUAAGAGAUGUAUAUAAAGCACUCAACCUGCAGAUGGGGCUGCCUUGAGUCUGAAAACCAGUCAUAUGUAUACUUUGUGUCUAUGUACGUGUUAAAAUAAGUUUUGGUUCUAUAUAUUUUUUGCAGUGCAAAUGUGUAUGAUAUGAUUUUAGUAAUUCACACGGAAAAGUGGUGCAUAUUUCGAGACAGGUCACGGAAGUUGUGUUAGUAAUGACCCUUAUAGUGAGUCCAGUAUUACUGCAAAUUAUUGGCUUUGUCACCCAACUGCAGACAGUUCUCUGAGCCUGUCAGUCACCUAGUAGGGGCAGGAAUGGGACAUUUUUUUGUUUAACACUCUUCUAAAAUUCAGCUUCUGAGAUGUAAGAAAAAGCAAUAAAAAUCACAAAAACUUGAAAUAAUUAUAUGUAUUCAAAAGCAAUCAAAACUAUACACUGUAUAGUAUUACACAAUCAAUGACAAAAUAUGAAUGAUACACAGAAGUAAAUAACAUUCAUUACAGCACCCAACUACACAUGCACAUAAAAAGAUUUCACAGUUUGCUGCCCCGUCCCAUACUGAUUCAUCAGUAUGUAUAUAUGGUAAACACCUAACAAAAAAGAAUGGAAUCUGGAAUACAGGAAGUAACAAAUCUAGCCCAGCUGUAUCCCCAAAGUUCCUCCUUUCCUGUGACAGUGCAGUAGCCUAGUAAGCUCCCCAGUUAGAAGUCAUAAAUUAGCACCUCAGUUAACAGGAAGCACCCCAGUUAGAAGUCAUAAAUUAGCACCUCAGUUACCAGGAAGCACCCUAGUUAGAAGUCAUAAAUUAACACCUCAGUUACCAGGAAGCACCCCAGUUAGAAGUCAUAAAUUAGCACCUCAUUUACCAGGAAGCACCCCAGUUAGAAGUCAUAAAUUAGCACCUCACUUACCAGGAAGCACCCCAGUUAGAAGUCAUAAAUUAGCACCUCACUUACCAGGAAGCAUGCCAGUUAGAAGUCAUAAAUUAGCACCUCAGUUACCAGGAAGCAUGCCAGUUAGAAGUCAUAAAUUAGCACCUCAGUUACCAGGAAGCAUCCCAGUUAGAAGUCAUAAAUUAGCACCUCAGUUACCAGGAAGCACCCCGGUUAGACAUCAUAAAUUAGCACCUCAGUUACCAGGAAGCAUGCCAGUUAGAAGUCAUAAAUUAGCACCUCAGUUACCAGGAAGCACCCCAGUUAGAAGUCAUAAAUUAGCACCUCAGUUACCAGGAAGCACCCCAGUUAGAAGUCAUAAAUUAGCACCUCAGUUACCAGGAAGCAUGCCAGUUAGAAGUCAUAAAUUAGCACAUCAGUUACCAGGAAGCACCCCAGUUAGAAGUCAUAAAUUAGCACCUCAGUUACCAGAAAGCACCCCAGUUAGAAGUCAUAAAUUAGCACCUCAGUUACCAGGAAGCACCCCAGUUAGAAGUCAUAAAUUAGCACCUCAGUUACCAGGAAGCAUGCCAGUUAGAAGUCAUAAAUUAGCACCUCAGUUACCAGGAAGCAUGCCAGUUAGAAGUCAUAAAUUAGCACCUCAGUUACCAGGAAGCAUGCCAGUUAGAAGUCAUAAAUUAGCACCUCAGUUACCAGGAAGCAUGCCAGUUAGAAGUCAUAAAUUAGCACCUCAGUUACCAGGAAGCAUGCCAGUUAGAAGUCAUAAAUUAGCACCUCAGUUACCAGGAAGCAUCCCAGUUAGAAGUCAUAAAUUAGCACCUCAGUUACCAAGAAGCAUCCCAGUUAGAAAUCAUAAAUUAACACCUCAGUUACCAGGAUCCAACACAAAGUCCAUAUUAUACAGGAUAACAAAAAGGACCAGUUUCCAGGAUAAGUUGUCAUCUUCAUACAUAACAUUGCCAGUAGUAUUUAGACUGGCUCGUAUCUCAUUUGUCCUGUACCACAUACCCCAUGCCAAGUAGUAUUGACACUGGCUCCAAUCUCACAUGUCCUACUCCAGUAGUACUGACUGACUUCUAAUCUCAUGUGUCCCACACCAAGUAGUGCUGACACCGAUUCUAAUUUCACGUGCCACAUGCUAAGUAUUGGCUCUAAUCUCACAUGUCCCAUGCCAAGUUUUUCUGAUGCUGGCUCUGAUCUCACAUGUCCUGUACCAAGUAGUGCUAACACUGGCUUUGAUCUCACAUGUCCAAUGCACUGCAGUACUGACACGAGUUCUAAUAUCACAUGUCCCAUGCCAUGUAGCGCUGACACUGCCUCUGACCUCACAUAUCCAACACCAAGUAGUAUUAACACUGGCUCUAAUCUCACAUGUUGUAUUCCCAGUAUUACAGACAAUGACUCCACCUUAAUGUUCACCUCCAGCACCAUUAGCAAUGCCUGAGCUUGACAUGUUUCACCUCUAGUAUUACAGCCACUGCUCCACUGCUGAAUGUGUCACUUCCAGUAUUGUUAACAGUGUUUGUGCCUUCAUAUGAGAUACUCCCUGUAUUACUGUGACUGACACUGCCCUCACAUCUCCUGACCUACUCUUAGUAUUAGUGUCACUGCCCCACAUUGUUAUUGACAGUGGUUUUGUCCCCAUCAUGUUCCACACCCCGUAGUUCUGUCCCCAAUAUGUCCCACUCAGUACUACUGACACUCUGUGCUCUUCAUGCCACAUUCCUAGUAUUACUAACACUUUCUUUCCCAGUCCAAUCAUACCCCACUUCAAUAUCACUGACAGUGCCCAAAGUGGUCUGUGUGUUAGCAUGGCUCCAAAUACAGUCUACAUAAGUGUCCCCUAAUAUUUUGCCUGCUACAGCUCACAAAAGAGAUAAAGUUAAACUAACAUUUGGUGCACCUAACUUUAGUCAUGUAUAGCACCACUCCUCUUACUUUCCUACUACUAACCCCAAUGUGUUCAUGCACUACAGAAAGUAAGUUUUAAUGUGUCAUAUUAUUUUGAAUACUAGUUAUUUAGGUCAAAAUUAAAAGAAAUCCUAAUGUCAAGUGUUCUACAGUAGCCCCCCCCCCCCCGAAGCUUUCUAGCUUUGUGCAGAGUAUUUCUGAUGGGCUUCCAUUAAACAAGUCAGGUGAAGUAUAUAACAUAAAGUAUAUAACAUAAAGGAAGCAACAACUUAUCUUCAGGAAGAAGACACUCUGUUUUCCAUGUGUCACAUUCUCAGAAUUACCAACUUCACAUGAUUGAGAAAAACACACAUAGAGAAAAGUCAUGUAUGCUGUAAAGGGGAUUCUGAUGUGACAGCUAGAUAUUAAACAUAGACCCUAGGCUCAUAGUUAGUCACAUCACCAGUGUCUUCUUUGUGUAAGACAAUUAAUUAAAUGAGAGGGCUAAGUGAGGCUAAUGAACAGGUAAACAUGAAUGCUUAGUUAUGCAAAUGUUGCAGUGCAAGUCGUAAAACCUGAAUGUCACUGCUGACAUGAUUACUGGAGACCACCAUAAGGAAGGGUGCUGGGGAGACAAUAGCAUUUUUCAUUUGUGUCUGGUACCUGUGAUUUGCUUCAUGCCUGACUACCCAUAUAUGAUCACAAAAUUAACAACCUAUCACACUUUAUUAGCCAACCCCCCCUCAGCUGCCCAUUGUGCUUAUAUUCAAUAUCCAGUCCAUAAACACCACAUAUAUGUAAGGAUGUAUAAUAGUCUUUAUGCACACAAAGUGUUUGAGUUCCAUUUCUGCUGUGCAUCGGCACUAUGUAAAAUACUCUUGAACUGUAGAGAUGAGACACUUGUCUGGUCACUUUUCGGAAACCCGUUCUGUCACUGAUAUCUGUUUGCCCACAGUAUUUUCUGUUGAUGAGUAUGAUUUAUUGCAUAUCACAAGGUGCCAUUCUAUAAUGCCGGACUUUAACACUCUGACCACUGGCUAGUAAACUAGGCAAGUCUGCAGAAGUCACACAGGUCAUAGAUGCAGUACCAGGCAAAUGUUUUAAAUCACAUGAUCAAGCCCUUGUGCUUGACUUCUGGGAUUCCUUCCCCUUAACAACCUACAAAAGUGCUAUUAUAAUUACAGAAAUGAAGGCAGUACUAAGUCACAUUUCAUGUUCAUUUUACCUUUAUCUAUUAAAAUGGUGCAUUUGGUUACCCAAUUACUGACAGGCCUAACUAUCACAAGGUGGAGGGAGUAUACAAUGAGUUCAGGUUUGGCAAACAAAUAUUCUAGGCAACAGCCCAGUGAUUGUUUGCCAUACUGUCUCUCAAGGGAAUCUUUUACUCUCAGUAGUAACUGCUGGGAAAGGUAGAUAGCCUUCAGGUGGCUUUAUACAAAUCAGGUAUAUUUUGCUCCCUAAAAUGCAUCUGGCAAUGACUGCAUGAAACAGCAGUGUAGAUUUUCACUGGAUUUAAACAUUUAGUAAUAACCUUUACUUACAGUUUUGCAUAUGUAGGAAUGAGCAAAAUGCAUUUCCUUUCCUUUGCUCAUUUCAAUGACAGUAUCCAAGCUCCUCUGACUGACAGUGUUUCAGUGAACCAUGACAAUCCUCUGGUCAGAUACUGACAGCCAACUAAAGAAGAAAGCUGAUGGCAAGAAUGCAGUAAUAGUUUGUGGGUAAAGCCAUCAGUCACAGAAAUGGUUCAUACAUCUGAAAGUAAUACAAAGACGUUGAUUUAUAAGUAGUUUUUGAAUAUAAAGAAAAUGUACUCUCAAAAAGAUCACUACAAGUUUGGUACUGGUGACAUACAAUCUUUUAAUGAAGUAACGUUUGACUCAGCCACUGGACAGCAAACAGAAGCCAUCUGAGCCACAGUUAAUUACAGAAUCAUAACACAAGCCUGUUGUUUCACUUUCUUAAAUAUAUACCUAUACCAGAAGUACAGUAAGAACAGAUAACUUGUUUGUUAUGCAUGAGGAUUCUGCUCUGUAAAUCGCAGCAUGUCCAUGUCAAAUGUAUGUUGUGUUUACUUGUAAGUAUGUAUGUGUGUCUUAGUGUGUGUUUAUAUGUUUCUUGUAUCAUUUUACACUAGACCCACUCCAAGGGUAUAUUUUUAUGAAUUAUCUAAUAACUUUAUUAAUGAAAAUGUUGUAGGGAAAACAGAAAGUGAGAGAAAUUGCAGAGGAAUGUGCUGCUUUAAUAUGACUGUGAGUUAAAAUUAUGACUUUCAUAAUCAGAAACAAGCAUGACUACUUUUUUUUUACCUGAAAAUGUGAAUACCGUAAACAAAACUCACAUGAGCUCAUGUCUGUCUAUUGUCUGCUAGGGGUGUCUUUGUAAUAUAAUUGUCUCUACUUAGACAGCAUCUGCUUCUGUGACAUUUCUGUUGUAGCUUUUUCUAUUUUAGAAGCAGAUCAAAAGCCAUAUUUGCUGCUCAUUGUAGUAGCAGCGUUUGAAGAGCUGUAUAACUGAGGACAGCUUUAAGAAAUACAUUAAGAAAAGUAAGUGGACAGGACUGUAACCCAACACUAAACAACCGACUGACAGAAGUGGGUGGAUGUUAACACAACUGUCGUAGUGCCAUGUGAGAACAGCAGGCUUGUGGCAUACAGUAAACAACAAGCCACAAGUCUCACUUGCAGAGCUCUGUCCUGUUGAAGUAAUAGCCAAUUAUGUAACGUGUGGCGGCUAGAAAAGCAAGUCUGCUUCCUUAGGAGCAUGGCUGCAGAAUGCUAAAGGCUGAUCUGGACAGGACAAUUGUAAGAAGACCAGUAUUCAACUGUAGAAAAGGCUUAUUCAAAGAUAUUGAGGUUAUGUAGGCUAGCCUCAAGUUUCAAGGGGUUGGGAAGCUACAGCCUGAGAAUAUUUCAUGUCCAGAAAUGCCCUAGCGCUGUGUGGGGUAAUUGUCAGUCACUGGUUCUGUAACAAGGAAAAACGUACACAGUGUAUCAGACAGGACUUCAGAAAGCCACUCAGUUUGCAGAGUGUUGGUGUUUGAACUGCUCUCGUGGCUUUGGAUUUCAGUGCCUGAAAAUAAAAAGGGCACAAAAACAUGGGUGCAGGCCCUCAUGUUUGACCUCUAAGACACACAGAAUUCUAUAAAGCCUACAUGCAGGACCGCCAGGUAAAGAACAUCAGUCAGCCCUUUCUGUUUGUGUAAUGGAAAUAAUCCAACACAUUAAACUAUACUUUUUUUGUAAAUAAAAAGUACCAUACUUAACAAGCUGCAAUAAAGAGUAUAAAUGUACUGAGUUUACUA
Protopterus annectens (West African lungfish) is the source of this 6777-nucleotide messenger RNA. RefSeq names its product serine/threonine-protein kinase WNK2-like. The coding region runs from base 1658 to 2608 and encodes 316 amino acids. The record is from RefSeq and is a predicted model, not a curated record. NCBI's taxonomy places the organism in Eukaryota, Metazoa, Chordata, Ceratodontiformes, Protopteridae. The transcript has 2 exons.